AUGUUUUCCUCUGUCGAUAAAGUAAUGGAAUUCACGGAUAGGAAGGAACUUAGGCACAGAGGUAGAAAUGCUAGCUUUUGUAAUAGUCUAAGCAAUGACCAAGUUGACAUUAUAUUAGGACUCUUGUUUUCUAGCACUACAUUUGAGGAACUGUCGGAAAUGUUAGCAACCAUAUCUAACAUUUUAUUAAUUAAUCGAGGUAUUCAUUCAACGUAUUUCACUCCUAUUUAUUCUAAAAAAGUUUUGAGAUAUAUAGAUAUUCAGUGGAUAAAGGAGUCGGAUUCACCUGAUGAGCUUCAACAGUUGAUUCCUAUUUAUCGAAUAAUCUUCUUGAUUUUAUGCGAUUCAAUACCUGAUGUGGAGGAGCAGACACUUUCCAAGAUACAAAGCAUACUUACUCAGGGCUUUGAUAUUUGUAUGGCUCAGAUUGAAAAGUUGAAGGAUGAUGCAACCUUUGAUCUUCUUUUGGAAGAGAUCCUCAAGGGUGCAUAUGCACUUUAUCAUAGAUAUGAAGCAAUAAUUCCAAAUAAAUUACCAUUCGAAGUGUUAGCUUUAUUUAACUAUUUAAUGGGUCUGCCAGAAGGACUAAUUCAUCAUAGGAAAUUAAAACAAAGCUCGUUGAAUGUUCUUUUAGUUUCCUUUAAAUAUCUCGGUGAUUUUUCUUCACUGGAUGACAAAGAUGUACUUUUGAAGCCAUAUCGCGACUUUGUCGAUAAUUUGGCGCACUGGGUUGACCGCCUCCUUGAUUUGUCUACGAAGUGUGCUACUUUUGAGUUAGAGGAUGUUUUGUUUGACUUAAGUAAUAGUCUAAGUCUCGUGAACAGCCUAUUAACUUUAUCGAAUCCUAUUGCGAAAAAAGAAAUUAGCACAAGGUUGGCUGAGGCGUUAUCUCCUACUUAUGACUCCUAUGAUAUAUUUUCGAAAUUAAUUUGUGUUGUUUUGAAGUCAAGUAUUUUAUUUCGGAAUGGCGAAGAUGUCAAUUUUCAGCCAAGGUAUUCAUUAUUGAAAGAUGUAACUUUAAACUGUAUUUACGAGUUACCUCAAGAAUCAUCUGAAGAUUCAAAAACAAAGAUAUUUUUAGAGCUAGUCGGAUAUAUCAUUGGAAGAGAUUAUUUGCAAAAUAAUGAUAUUAGUUUGCCUAAAGAUAUUAAUAUAGAAGAACAUAUGAAGCCGAAAUAUGGGAAUUAUGAUACUGAAUUGAAUAACGAGAAUGGGAUAACAAAGGACUUAAAUAAUGCAAUAAAGUAUGCUGGCACUCAGCCUGAGUUUAGUCUUGAAGAAAAGGAACGUGAAGCCGAAAAACUCUUCGUCUUAUUUGAAAAGAUGGAGAGGACUGGGAUAUUUGAGGGAUUCCAAAACCCCGUGAGAGAGUGGCAACAGCUGGGUAAAUUCGAUGAACUCGAAUAA
This is a messenger RNA of Priceomyces carsonii, 1407 nucleotides long. RefSeq lists its product as uncharacterized. Bases 1 to 1407 code for a protein of 468 amino acids. The transcript has a single exon. Lineage: Eukaryota; Fungi; Ascomycota; Pichiomycetes; Serinales; Debaryomycetaceae. The record is from RefSeq and is a predicted model, not a curated record.